CAACUGCAAAUCUCGACGAGACCGGCACUUUUGCAGCGUCAUUAGCGGCUCUACAGUGCGUGCGACAGCGCCUGGUGACGGCACUCGGCGAAUCACAGGCAGCGUCCAACCUCGGGAUCUUGCUUCCCUGCCAGAGCUAAAAGCAUCUCAACCAGCGCCCGACUCCUCUCUUGACUUACCUGCUUGUUUGUCGUUUCUCGCCGCUUCCCGCCGAUUGUGAUUCUCUCUUCACCUCACGCCUGGGUCUCUUUGCUUUGGAGGCUUGAAGAAGCUUUAAUUGAUUGCUUUCACAAUCGGCGCCUUUCUGCUUGAUAUACCCACCCAUCAUGGACGUCUCUUACAUUCCGCAUGCCGAGCGCGUCCGCCGCAAGAACCGAUCAUCCACCAAUGUCAACCAUCUCUCGCUUGCUCCUCUGACCACCAAGUUUCCUCUUGAUGAUGAUGAGGUUCUAGUUGACGCCGGCGUGCCGAUGCCCCGACCCAGCACUUCGUAUCUACAAGGCAAAUCUGCUCCCACUACACCUCGGCUUCUCGCCAGCUCCGCAACCAACCCUCGCUCGCGCUCGAGAUCACGAAAUCGCACGCCUUCUGCUACAGGUGCCCCAAUCACCAAGAGCAAGUCAUCGUCGCAUCUUGUCAGUGGCCAUGCGACGAGAAAAUCUACGUCCGGCACUAUGACCCCCCGCCGGCGGCAUGAAGAGGGACCCGACGGAGAUUGGCUGCUGAGAACUGGCGCAAUGAUGACUUUUGAAGCGAGGGAGUACAAGGGCCAAUCAUGGCUCAUCUCGCGCCAGAGCUCUACGAACCUUACAGGCAUCCGGAACAUUGAGGACGUUGCGUUUGAAGACGAGCUCGCUCGGGAAAGAGAAAUCACAAGCAUGCUGACGAGCAGACGCGGCAGUCUGGCUGACGAUGACAUGUCUAUUUCCGUCAUUGGAAGCAAAAUACACAGUCGGUCUCAAAGCCGAUCCCACAGCAUCCAUGGCAGCCGGAGCCAGCUCAUGACACCGAUAGAACGAACCGUAGACGACGGCUCGUACUUCCCCAACCAAGAGUCGCUCGCGGGACCCGACUUUGUCGACCUUGACGAGAGGCUGGAGGAACUGGAGCGAGACACACUGGAGGACGCCGAAGCCGACGUCAAGAGGCUGAUGCGACGCGGCACCGGGGGUAAGGCUUCUUGGAUGACGGGCUUCAUGGGAUGGUCGCUCUUCUCAGUGGACGAGCACGAGGAGGAGACGGAUGACGAUGACGAAUCAGAGUACGACGAGUCACUCGCAGAUUCUCGAUCGCACGUGGACCGCAGUGCUUGGCUGAAGCGCCACGUCGAGGGACCGUUGGACCCGGAGGACUUUGUGCCGCCUCCAACGACGGAUGAGGGAGGCUGGAGUGAUGCAGCUUGGCUGCUUAGCGUAGCAUCAAAGGUUAUCUUUUGAGAAGUGGGAAAUCUAUCUAUAUCAUGUUUUUUUUUGGCGCGAAUACGAGAAACAUCUCAUCGCUGGCAGCGGUAGUAAUGGAAUCUACUUGUCAAGUCGCGAUAAGAGCAUCGUUUUCCUUUUCUCUCUCUCUCUCUCUCUUUUUCAAUCUAAUGCAUUAAUAUUGGCCAUUUUUUCUUCCCCAGAUAAACGAUCGAUCGAUCGAUCGGCCAAAUGUUGUAUCUUUAGUCUCAAGUCUAUGUCAUCGUUAUACAAAGAAAAUUCAAGAGAUACUCUCACGAUGUGCGGCACAUGGCAGCGAAAAGAGCCUCU
Molecule: messenger RNA, 1748 nt
Organism: Trichoderma asperellum CBS 433.97
Lineage: Eukaryota; Fungi; Ascomycota; Sordariomycetes; Hypocreales; Hypocreaceae
Source: RefSeq, a predicted model, not a curated record